Molecule: messenger RNA, 1319 nt
Organism: Bursaphelenchus okinawaensis
Lineage: Eukaryota; Metazoa; Nematoda; Chromadorea; Rhabditida; Aphelenchoididae
Source: the annotation of a GenBank genome assembly
AUGACCGGAAAAGAGUUGGAUUACUAUUAUGACAUGCCACAACGUCACGACAACAAAAACGGAUUUGCGAGGACUCUGAAGAGGUUCAACAGGUUUCUACCGGUAAGUUUAAGUUUAAGUUGUAAUUUUUAUUUUGUUGUGGUUUAUCUAUGUACUUUUUGGUGAUUAAUAAUAUAUUCCAGCUCAUUCCCACUUUUAUGUACCUCGCGGUAUGUCUGGAAAUACUUUUCAACCUUCUGAUUGUGACUCCAUACGCUUUGAUUUAUCGACCAUUGUGGCAGGUGUAUGUCCAUAGUUUUAUCUUCUUCUACGCCUCCUUCAACUGUCUAUAUCAUUAUACUAAGUGUGUUUAUACCAAGCCUAUUCAGAUUUACAAUGUAGGUUUAAAAUGAAACAUAUUUUUUUAAAAUUAUUUAAUAAUUUAAAAUUUAAAAGUGUGGUCAGUAAUAUGUCAUUGUAUAUGUUUACAGGACGCGCAUACCCCAUCUUGUGCCACAUGUCAAAAGUAUAAACCUCCGGACGCUCAUCAUUGUCAAUUGUGUGAUACCUGCAUAGUGGGAAUGGACCAUCAUUGUAUAUGGAUUGGGCAAUGUGUUGGAGCUCACAACCAUCGUUACUUCUUCCAAGUUUUGGUAUUCCAAGUCAUAAACACUGCCAAUACUGUCAUAUUUGGAAUUCCUGCUGUAUAUUACGGUCUUUACAUAGUAAGUCAAUAUAUUGUGGCUAGUACUUGUAUGCAAUAUGUAUUGGUUUCGAUACUGUGUAAUGUUUAGUAGUUGUUCUCAACAUUGUUGUUAAUUUUUUAUUAAAUUACAGUAUUUUUUAGCGAGAUGACGUUGCAUUUUGCUAUAAUUCGGCGUUCUUUGCUUUACCAUGGUAUUAUGUGCUUUGUAUGUUUGGUUCUAUUCCUAUAUACAUCUACACCUUCUUGAUGUAUGCUUUGGCACUACAAUCAUUUCUGUUAACAUCUGCUUUGUUUUACUGGACUUUCGCCUUAAUCUCGCAUGGAUUGACGUUUUUAAAAUGGCUGGUUUGUUCUAUAUACGUUACAUACGUUUAAAGUAACUAUAUAUCUUCUGUUUUCACAACAUAGUCGUUAAUGUUAAAGUCAGGUUUUAAGUCAAGAAAAGUCUGUUAGACCAAUAGUUGUUACACCUUUUGUCACAGAGAACGAAACCGAAGCCAGUCCGCCACUUUUUAUUGUAUUCUUGUUGGGCUCCGAACUUCAAAAGAAACUGGAAACGAUUUCUUGGAAUCAGAGGAUUCAGAAGUUUUGUCACCAAGAUUCUGUUACCUUCGAAUCAUACCACAUUCUAUGA